Physcomitrium patens is the source of this 1671-nucleotide messenger RNA. NCBI's taxonomy places the organism in Eukaryota, Viridiplantae, Streptophyta, Bryopsida, Funariales, Funariaceae. The record is from RefSeq and is a predicted model, not a curated record.
UGCUCGAGGAACUGUCUGAGAGAGACAGAGCUAGGGCUUGGAGGAAGAGGGCAGGAUCGACACCGUCGCUGGGAAUUGCACGUCGUGCUGUUCUUGUUGUUGUCGUUGGUGGUGGUGGUGUCAAAGGAAGAGGAGGAGGACGACGAGGAGCAGCAGCAGCAGCUAGAAGUUCUUUAGCAGCGUUCGCCGGUUGUGGGGUGCGUGGACGUUUGAGCUUCGGAGCUCUUGGAUCGGUGCACGAUGAAGAUCUCCGUGAAGACCCUCAAGGGGAACCACUUUGAUCUGCAAGUCGCGGAGGAUGAGCUGGUUAGUUCCGUGAAAAGGAAGAUAGAGGGGUCCCAAGGGAAGGACGCUUUUCCAUGCGCGCAGCAGCUGCUGAUUCACCAGGGGAAGGUGCUGAAGGAUGAGACGACCAUGGCGGAUAACAAGGUGGCAGAGAAUGGUUUCCUGGUGGUGAUGUUGACGAAGACGAAAGCAGCACCGGCAUCGGGUGGUGCGCCCGCGUCGUCGUCGGGGUCCGCGCAGGUACUGACCAGUCGGGGCGGGGCGUGUUUGGACUUUUUGCGGAACAACCCACAGUUUCAAGCAUUGAGAACGAUGGUGCAAGCGAACCCGCAGAUUUUGCAGCCGAUGCUGCAAGAGUUGGGGAAGCAGAAUCCGGCGCUUCUGCGGCUGAUCAACGAGAAUCAGGCGGAGUUUUUGCGGCUGAUCAACGAGGCCGGCGCGGAAGGCGCGGAAGGAGGGGAUGCUUUGGGGCAGCUGGCAGGAGGAUACCCGCAGUCCGUUAACGUGACCCCAGAGGAGAGAGAAGCCAUCGAACGGUUGGAAGGGAUGGGGUUCAGCCGGGCACUGGUGAUCGAGGCGUUUCUGGCGUGCGAUAAGAACGAGCAAUUAGCGGCGAACUACCUUUUAGAGAAUGCAAAUGAGUAUGACGAUUUGUAACCAUAGGAUGUGAUGGAAUCGGGACUGUACAUUUCGAUCUGUGUUUACAGGAUUACUUCUCGUCAUUUGGUCGUGUGGAUUGUAAAAGUAGAGGCGGUGGGGUGUGGGCGCUUGAAAUAAUACCAGGCCCUAGGGGAUGAUGUUGAGAUGGCCGUGGUUUUGGGAGGGUGGGAAACCAGCUGCCAGUGUUCAUGUGUAACAGCGUCGUUUGUGGAAAUUAUCUAGAUGGAUGCAAUCACAACCCGUCGUGCAUGUGAGCAACAGCAGACGUCCUGGGAGCGAGUAUUGUGUGGUGGGUUCGCGUGGACCCAGUGCGUGUGUGGUGGUGAAUGUGGAAUGCACGUGUGUGGAAUGAGCAGCUGAGAAGCCGCAGCGGUGUGUUUGUAUGGCGAGGCCGAUGAUGUGGGGCGGAGGGUAGAGUGUGUUGGGAUGUCGCGUGAUGGAGGUGGGUUGUGGAGAAACGUGCGUGGACGUGUAUGCAUGGAUCGGGCUAGGUUUUGUGGUGGAUGGUGUGGGGAGACUGUGAGGCGUCCCGGUCGGUGGGGAGGGAUCGUUGGAUGUCUGUAUGUUGGGAGUGAUGAGACGGUGGUGAGAGAGAUGGCGCAUGUAGGAACAGAAGCAAGCGAAUGGAGUAGUGGGGGUGGGUUUGGAAGGUAUCGAUUUCGGGGAGAAUUUGGGCACAUUGUGAAGCUUUCAUCCAGAAAAAUAAGAUUUGAUGAUGAAACUGCA